Cucurbita maxima (winter squash) is the source of this 6660-nucleotide messenger RNA. Its product is annotated as BUD13 homolog. Gene Ontology annotation, cellular component: RES complex; U2-type spliceosomal complex. The record is from RefSeq and is a predicted model, not a curated record. Lineage: Eukaryota; Viridiplantae; Streptophyta; Magnoliopsida; Cucurbitales; Cucurbitaceae. Gene Ontology annotation, biological process: mRNA splicing, via spliceosome. Gene Ontology annotation, molecular function: RNA binding. The transcript is spliced from 14 exons. Bases 3847 to 5208 code for a protein of 453 amino acids.
UCUCUCCGGCGUGAGCUCCGUUUGUGAGAAACCCCACGCGAACCUCGGCCAGCAGCGGCGUCCGGCCCUUGCUGUUUCACGCGGCCCUUCAGCUGGCAGUUCGAUCCGUAGCGGUACAAGCUUCUGACUAGCAGUUGAAUUUGAAGGCAGCUUUCAGCCAUUUCCCACGCUCAAACAACCUCAGAACAUCAAUACCCUCUAUAUUUUUGGAUUGAUUUUGAGUGCCCACAGCUUAGAUUCCCAAUCGGAGGACCCACGAAGGACGACUUUAGAUCUGAGAGUUCUAAUCGAAUCCAACACCAACCAGCAAGGAUUCGAGUCCUUUUGGAUAAGAUUCAUUGAGUAAAGAUGCUCAAAAUUCCUUUUGAACUCAAAUGUAGUGUUUUAAAAUUGUUCUUUACACUUGGAAUCUCUUUCUUAGACUAGUUUUGGACUCCUUUGAAAACUUUUCAGCAAAGACUCGAGUCGUUUUCGAUAAGAUUGAGGUGGUGCAGUUCUGUUUGGACCUUUUCAAAUCCAUAUUAGUGCUAUAAUUAGCUUCUCACCUUUAGAACUGUAGUUUUGGACUAAAUUCGGACUGUUUGGUCUAUGAUUAAGGUUGUUAGUGGGUAAGAAAUAGUUGAUAAAUCCUCCUGAACAGCCAUUAACUUCGAUUAAGGUUUUGGAACUGAGUUCUAACCUUCAAACCAUGAUCUUGUUGUUUCAGGAGCCUAUUGACUAGUUUAGGAACACAACAGGAGUAGAAUUCUACCUGUUGGGUCUGUUUGCUGUUUGCUAAGCAUGCUGCAGUAUUUAAUUGCUUAUGUUACUUGAUGUACGCUUAUUUGAACUAUGUUGCUUCUGAUUAGUGUUGAGAAUGUUGAGCAUGUUGAGUGAACAAGUUAGUCUGUUAAAUUGUCGUAGUGUUGAACUUGAGAUUAAUUAGGUAUUAAAGUUUGGUAAUGUGCCCUAAUUUAGCAUGAAAAUUUGGAGACGUUAUAGUUGAUAUCAAAGGUAAGUUGUCCCUAAAGAUUGUCCUAGAAACCAGGUUGUUAAGUCAGAGUUAAUGGCCUUUCUCAUUCUCCUCUCAUCACUUGGUGGAGUUUAGUGCAUCCAUUAAUGGGUUGCAUGGAUGACCUACAAUGUUGGGCAAGAUUCAAGGAUCUAUUGAUUGAUCAAAUACCUCCUUGAUGCUAUAGAAUAAGGUAUAGAAGUGGAGUUUUCGUUACUACUCAAGGGAACACGCCAGUGACACAAUAUGAGAGGGGGCAUGUUGAAUUUUCUUGCUUUACUCUUGAUCAGAUUGACAAAGGAACGAGGAAGGUGGAUAGGUUUCUUGAGGGCCUUCAUAAAGAUAUAAAAGGACUAAUAGCAUUUGGGCGACUGACUACUUAUGCUGCUGUAGUUAUGAGUGCCAUGAUUUUAGAUAGAGAUGUUCCAAGACUGGAGUAGCCUGAAGAAGUAGGCACUUCAUUUGGGGUUAAAAGGAAGCGACAUGAUGACCCUACAAAGAGUUAUGCUCUAUGUUGACUAAACAUGAGGUUAACCCUCCACCAAGAGAAGGACCUAGGAAGACCUUGGCAAGAGAGACUAAGAUCCCAAGAAACCAAAAAAGUCUCUUAGGAAAGGUGCAACCACUUUUUGUGAUCAGGCUUACUUAUAGAAUCAAGAGAAAAUCUCCUUUUCUAUCUACUCAAUCUCAGGGGGCUCCUCAACAAUAAGCAAUUUGCUUGUUUCUUAUGCCCUUUGUUUACAAAAGCAUCACUUUGAGCCAUGCUGAAGAAAGUAGAGAGCUUGUUUCAAUUGUGGUAGAAAGGGACACUUUGCAAGGCUGUGUCUGACCAAGGGUGAGCAAAAUUUUCACAAGCCAACUCCCAAAGCUAUUUUAGCACGAACACAAGGAGGCUAGUAGAAAGCACAUGUUUUUGCUUAUAGAGGAAGCUGUGGGAUAUGCUAACAUAGUUGCAACAGGAACACUACCCUAGACUUGUACCUUUAUUUGCUUCUCACCCACUGUAUGUUUUGUUAAUUUGUUACAUUAGGACUAUUCUUGGUCCUUAGUGUUCCAUCUUUUGUUUUCUUGACGAUUGUUUGUUAAGUGAUCUUAGAGCUAGAGCUGUUUGGCUAAUUCAGGUGUCCACACCAAUCUGGCCAAAGGUUUAAGUUUAGGAGUGACUUGGUAAAGAAGAGAUGAAAUCAAGGCCAAGUGUUCAAAGUUAUUAGACCUAGCAACUUUCACGGACGGAUAUUCUUAAAGGUGGAGAGUUUGUAACGCCCCGCAUUUCAGGAAAAAAAAGUGAAAGAAGAAGAAUAGAAAAGAAAGAAAGAGAAGAAGAAAUUGAAGAAGGGAAAGACAAAGAAAGGAGAAGAAGAGAAAUAGAAAGAGAAAUGGAGGCGAGAUGUAAUGCGCUAUGUUCUUCCCUAAGAUUAAUUUCUACUUUUGACAUAUAUUUUGGAUUAAUUGAGUUCUUAUUGGAUUUGUUGGAGUUAUUAAUUUUGAUAAUUUAAUUAAGUGAAGUUUGAAAAGUCCAAGUUAUUUCUCCCCAUGUUUGGAAUAUAGUGUAGCUUUGAGUUGUAGGAAAAGAAAAGGAAAUGAAAAGGGAAGAAAAAAGGGAAAUAAAAGAAUGAGAAAAAAAGGAGAACAAGAAACAAAAUCUGUUCUCCUUCCCUCAUAUUGCUGCCCCCAAUGUCGUCUAUUUGUUGCAUUUCCUUUCGUUGUGUCUGUAUAGGACUCUGUCAAUGAAAUGUCCAUAUCUAGUUCAUUCUUCAGAAUCAUAUCACAUUCUAGAUCCGAUGAAAUAGGAUGCAUUAAGAUGAUAUUUUAUAAAUACAUAAUUGAGAUGAACUGUCCAUAUGCAGUUCAUCCAUUGGAACCAUAUCCCAUUUCAAAUAUGAUGGGAUAGGCUGAAUUGAGAUGGUAUAUUGUUAAUAUGUCCAUCUUUCCAAUCGCCUGAAAGUAACAAAAGAACCAUCUUGUUUUUCUUCAUCAAUUUUUGCUUGUUGUUCAGUGCGAUGGUUUUGAUCACUGCUCCAUACGACUAUUUUUAUGCAUUCUCUUCCAGCGACCAUGCAGCUGUUUUCAUCUCUAAUGGUACCCACAAGCUGAAGCCCUCCCUUGAGCGUGAUGAUACCCUCGAGCUGAAGGACAGUGACAACGUGCUUUGGGUGACAAUGACCCAAGUAUAAUCUCUUAAGUGCAUUUUCUUGGCUGGUCAUCAAUCCUUGGCUGUGACCUACACUCCAGAUAAUCCCAAAUCAGAUUGCCAUAAUUUUUAAAGUUCAGAUCCGUGAGUUCGAAUCUUUUCACCAACCAGAAUCUGAACCCUUUGGUAAGAAUCUAGUUACUUUGAACUCCUUCGAAUUCGAUUGAAGUACACAAGAUUAGCUUCUUGCCAUUGAAUCCCUUGAAGUUUAGGUUUGGAUCGGCCAUUUUGAGUCAUUAAGGACUAUGUUAGGUUGAUAUGAGGACAUUUGGCUGUGGCUUUUCUUUAAGUUGCUAACAAGGGUUGGGGAGAUUAAACGAUGUCUGUGGAAUCAAAGUCCUUUAAGGAAUAUCUUAAACGAUAUGAAAGUAACACCGAGGUGGAUAAGAAAAAGAAGAAGAAAAAGAAGAGGACCACAACAGCAACCAAACCAAAUGAUCUAGGUGUUUUAGUCGUGGACGAAGAUCCUGUCUGGCAGAAGCUAAUAAUUAUUGAAGAGGAUAAUGUUGAUAAUUCGACUGAUGAGGAGCCCCAAGUCAAUGAAGAUAUUGAGGUUAAGAGAAUGAGGAGGCUUCAAGAACUAAAAGCCAAGCGACCAUAUAAUUCCAUAAGUGAAGAUGGAAGUGGUUGAGUUUCACUCUCUCCAAACCAUGCAAAUUCUAGCAUGGUGAAUGGUGAUUUAUCUCCACCUCGUAGAACAAGAGCUCGGAAUGAUACACCUUCUCCAUCUAAUGAGUUGAAGCCUUCAGUAUCUGGUGAAGAAGGUGAAGAUUUUUCACCUCCGCGGAGGAGGCAGAGGCAAAAUCCUAGCUCACUUGAACAUGAGGAAAAGCCUACAAACUCUAAGUCUCCAAGAUCUGACUUAUAUCAACCACAAAAGCAGAAUGUUUAUAGAGAUUGCGCACAGAAAGAUAUUGACCUAUCACCUCCACGACAGCGAAGGAGACGUUACCAUACUCCCUCCCCUGAAUCCGAUGUAAAACCUGCACGAUCUGUUUCUCCACAGUCUGAUUUGUCACCACCUCGGAGAUCUGAUAGGCAGGCGUCUAAAGCAAGUUUAGGGGGCAAUCACAAGGCUGCAGGGUUAUCUGACCUUUCUCCUCCUCGACGAAGAACUUCAGGCUAUGCUGAUGAUGCUCAUAUAUCACAUGGAUCUGAUCUUUCACCUCCAAGGAAACAAAGGAAGGAUGUGAGUAGAGAUCGAUCACUUUCAGAUAAGCAUUUACAGAGCCAUAUUGUUACGGAUGAUUCACAAGAAUCACCAGCAGAUCUUUCUCCUCAUAGGAAAAAGCAAAAAGCACUGCCGGUUUCAGUCUCCUUUAAACAGGCACGGAAGACUGGUUUGCUUACUCAGAAAGAGUUUGGGGAAGAAAUGUCUAAAACUAACAAAGAGGACUGGACGAGGUUUAAAGAGAUGAAUCCUUCUGCAAGUAGUAAUGCAGAGCCUGUGUAUCGAGACAAGAUUAAAGGAGAUCGAAUUUCAAAAGAGGGAUUCUUAAAAGCACGAGGAAAAAUAGAAGAAAAGCCCAAGGAAAUAAAAUUGGAAUGGGGCAAGGGCUUAGCUCAAAAACGAGAAGCUGAAGCUGAACGUAUGGAAUUAGAACUCGAGAAGAAUAGACCAUUUGCACGGUCAAGUAAUGAUGCCGAGCUUGACUCAAUGUUGAGAGAGAGACUGAGAUGGGGCGAUCCUAUGGCACAUUUGGUGAAGAAAAAGCAAUCUGAGAUGGCUCUUCCUGAUCUAGGAGACAGUGAGAAGAUGAAAGAAUCAGGGUUCAUUAUUCCACAGGAUAUUCCACCUCACAGCUGGCUAAAGAGGGGAUUGGAUGCUGCACCUAAUCGAUAUGGUAUAAGACCAGGAAGACAUUGGGAUGGAGUCGAUCGUAGCAACGGAUUCGAGAAGCAAAUGUUCAAGAGGAUGAACGAGAAACGAGCUACUGAAAGGGAAGCAUAUCUUUGGUCUGUGUCUGAUGCUAAGAUUUUAUUUACACGACACGUCUUUGGACGUGGGAGGGAAGCGAUCACCUAACCUUCGAUGUAAGGUUGAUCUUCGGAACUAGAAACUGGGUAAAUUUUGUCUGAUUUUAACCCUAUCUGUUCAUUUAGCUCACCGGUAAUAUAAGAAAAAAGAUUUGGAGAAGAUGUAUCUGACUAACAACAAAGAUUUGGAGAUUAAAAGAAAAAAGAGAUUUCUGCAUAAAAACUCCGCACAGGUUAUGCAACAAAGUUAGGGAAGAGUUCGUGGAAGAUUAUGAAGGGUGCUACGGUGGCAACACGUGGCUCAAAAUCUGGAACCUUAUACACCACAGCAGGGUGUAUGAACAUAAAUGCUGUUGCUAAGAGUGCUUCAAAUUCAAGUCUAUGGCACAAUAGACUUGGACAUAUGAGCGUGAAAGGAAUGAAGACGCUGGCUGCGAAAGGAGUUUUAGAAGGUCUGAAAUCUGUUGAUGUGGGUCAUUGUGAGAACUACGUUAUGAGCUAGCAGAAACAAGUUAGCUUCACAAGGACUGCUAGAGAGUUGAAGAAAGUGCGGUUGGAAAUGGAACCAGAUGUAGAGUAAGGUUCAACGAAGCAAGUGGGAGUUGAGCUUGAGUUGCAGGAAAACUCACCUAGUGAUGUUGUAGCAGAUACUCAUGAAACUCCUAAGACUACUGUUGAGGAACCAAAUGUGGAGCAUGGUUCCAAGACAACGAAGCAAGUGGGAGUUGAGCUUGAGUUGCAUGAAAACUCACCUAGUGAUGUUGUAGCAGAUGUUGUACUCAUGAAACUCCUGAGACUACUGCUGAGAAACCAGAUGUGGAGCAAGGUUCCAAGACCACGAAGCAAGUGAGAGUCGAGCUUGAGUUGCAGGGAAACUCACCUAAUGAUGUUGUAGCAGAUACUCAAGAAACUCCUGAGACUACUGCUGAGGAACUAGAUGUGGAGCAAGGUUCCAAGACAACAAAGCAAGUGGGAGCUGAGGUUGAGUUGCGGAGAAAAUCACCUAGUGAUCUUGUAGCAGAUACUCAACAAACUCCUGAGGUUGUUGCGGAGGAAUCAGCAAUGGAGCAACUGACACCUGAACCGGUGUUGAGAAGAUCAUCUAGUACUAUCAGAAUACCAGAUAUGUAUGUACUUCAUUACACUAUCUGUUGCUGAUGAAAGGGAACCAUAACCCUUUGAGGAGACCCUACAGUUGGAGGAUACAACCAAGUGGGAGCAAACUAUGGAUGAUGGGACGUCUAGGCUUCAAAAAUGUGUUGUAUUGAGGCCGAGUACAUGGCAAUAGCUGAAGCUGGAAAGAAGAUGAUAUGGAUGACUGACUAUCUGGAAGAAUUGGGCAAGAAGCAGCACAAAGAUUUUUUAUAGAGAUAGUCAGAGUGUCAUACAGUUGGCGAGGAACUCGGUCUAUCAUUUAAAGAUAAAACACGGAAGGCAAUACCAUUUCACUUGCAGGUUAGUGGAAGAUGGUGAUGUGUUUUGAGAAGAUAGAGUGUGCAAA